AUCCUUGUACUUUUCAGCAAUGGAGAGUUCGGAGGACAACACUGCUCUGCACAUUCAAGCCGAGAUUAAUGAAAUAUUGGUUAAAGGCUAUGAUGACUGGAUGGAUAAGCAAUCUGCAGAUGUGGUGUCAUUUAAAACAGAAAAUCGGAUAGAAAAUAGCAUUUCCUUAUUCCUAACUUUAUUUAAGUUCUCUGUUGACAUCUUAGAGCAAAAAGUCAAAGAUUUGAGAGAGCUUGCAGAUGGUCUGGAGCGUGUUCACUUUGGAACCACAGUGGGCAGCUUGACAGGGGGGGUGGUCAGUGUAAUCGGAGGGGUCACCUCUGUGGUUGGAUUAGUCCUGGCCCCCUUCACCUUUGGAGCUUCUCUGGCUGUGACUGGGGUGGGACUUGGCAUAGCUACUGUCGGAGGGGUGACUAGUGGUGUCUCCAACAUCACCAAAAUGGUUAAUGAGUCAAUGGAUCGCAAGAACUUUGAAAAACUUAUAAAGGACUAUGAAGACUUGAUGCAGCCCAUCACUGAAUGUCUGAGAGAGCUCAGUGAAAACAUAGAGAAACUGCAAAAGCUGAAAUCCACCAAAAAAAAACCUGAGGGGGGAUCCCCCCAGAAUGUCGAUAAUAUGAUGCAGGUUGGAGCCCGGCUGGGAAGGAGUCUGGUUGGGGGUGUGCCUGAAAUAGUUCGGCUGGUUCAGGUGGUCAACCUGGGCAAGGUAGCUGCUCAAGCAUCUAGAGCUGUGCAGGUGGCGGGAGUCUUCACCGGUGUGUUUUCUAGCCUCUUCAUCGCUCUGGAUGUGUAUUUCAUCGCUAAUGAUGCCAAAGAGAUCCAUAACAUGAGGGGAACUAAUACUAAUUCGCCAAAGGAGGAAAAGUCUGCUGCAGUUGAGUUCAUAGCAGUGAUCAGAAAGACAGCCGGGCAGUUAGAGGAUGGUCUGAAUGAGCUGAAAAAACUGGAGAAUAUGCUUAAUGAAGGUGGGGCUCAGAGAGCUCAAUAAUCAACUCAAUGUGCACUCUUUAUGCAAUGCUUAAAUAUAAUAGAGGCCACAAUGACAUUCUUAACACAUAUUACAAAUAUUUUGUUGUAGAUUUUAUUGUAGUGACAUUUUGUGUUCUUCUUAAUUUGUAAAUAAAUGUAUUGAAAAAGUCUUAAAUAACCAGAUGACCAAAUUCUGAAAUAAACGCAAGAAAAUGAAAAUGAGGCCAAUACAAAAGUACUGGACUGCAUUGAUGUCCUCACAUUCUCAACUUUCCUUCAAUAAAACGACCUCUUUUCCAAACUAGCCUUAUGCCUAAGCUAUCAUAAGCUCUGUUUUUGGAUUCCUUUUGACUUCUUUUCAUUUUGAGGUGCUUAGUUUCCAGCACCAUUUCUUUUUUGCAACUGUUUAUCUGCCACAG
Messenger RNA from Brienomyrus brachyistius, 1388 nucleotides. RefSeq names its product apolipoprotein L3-like. The record is from RefSeq and is a predicted model, not a curated record. Bases 20 to 988 code for a protein of 322 amino acids. Gene Ontology annotation, molecular function: lipid binding. The transcript is spliced from 4 exons. Gene Ontology annotation, cellular component: membrane; extracellular region. Lineage: Eukaryota; Metazoa; Chordata; Actinopteri; Osteoglossiformes; Mormyridae. Gene Ontology annotation, biological process: lipoprotein metabolic process; lipid transport.